AGUUUUCAACGGUGGAAGUUUUUUUUUCUCACUGUUUCAUGUGGUGUGUCCCAUAUGAGUGUUGAAUCUAAAUAAUUUUUGGCAACCUUCCCUAUUGUGAUCUCAAGAAACUGAUGGACGGAGUGGAUUUAUCACAAGGACCUAUGUGGGUCCCACAUAGUUUCCAACCAAAGAAACUUCAUGUGGCCCGGGGGCACAGGCAAUUCGUGUUUGAACUCGCUAAUUUUAUGAAGUGGAUUUUCGCGACCAGAGAGAGAUGGAAGAAGGAAAAGCUACUACUACUACUACUACUACUUGUUCUUCUUCCAUGAGAAAAGAAGAAGAAGAAAAUGGUUGGUGGGGUCAGAGGUCCUGGAAACUCCUCACAGCCGUCCGAAACAGGGCCCCACUCAUCCAAUGCAUCACCAACUUCGUCUCCAUGGACAUCAUGGCCAACACCCUCCUGGCAUCCGGUGCUUCCCCAGCCAUGGUACACUGCCUCCAUGAGAUCCCCGAUUUUACGCCGCACGCUCACGCCCUCUGCAUCAACAUCGGCACCCUCUCCCCCGACUGGAUUGCCUCCAUGAAGGCCGCUGCCUCCCUCGCCGUCCGAUCGGGCAAGCCCUGGGUUCUCGACCCAGUCGCCGUCUCCGCUUCUGAUUUCCGCAUGAAGGCCUGCCUUGAGCUCGUAGAGCUCCGGCCCACUGUUAUUAGAGGGAACGCGUCCGAGAUCAUUGCCCUCUCCAGUGCUUCGCUUGGACCCACUAAGGGGGUGGACAGCUCCCAUGGAACACUGGAUGCGGUUGAAGCAGCAAAGUCCCUAGCUCAAUCCAGCGGGGCUAUAGUUGCAGUAUCCGGAGCUGUUGACAUCAUUACCGACGGACAGCACGUGGUCGGAGCACACAACGGUGUGGCCAUGAUGCAGCAGAUUACAGCAACUGGGUGUGCCGUUACAGCUCUCAUUGCCGCUUUUGUUGCAGCUAACCCAUUAGAUGCUUUCGAAGCCACAGCUUCUGCACUUUCAAUAUUUGGUGUAGCUGGUGAGGUGGGGCUGGACAUGGCCAAAGGGCCAGCAUCGUUGCGGAUGCACCUGAUAGAUUCACUGCAUGGGCUUGAUGAGGUCACUGUGCUUUCCCGAGUUGUCAUCACUCACAUGUCGUGAUCUGAUAAGAUUCAAGAGCACCUUGUAGUUUUGAAGACAUGAUCGAUCCAUCACGUCCUCACCUGCGUCACUUCCGCUCGCUUCCAAACCCAUCGCUAGCUCCAUCAUCUGGGAAGCAGAAAUGGUGUUCUGAGAGCCGAACGAUACGAACAGUACAGAAUACGGACGGUGCAGAUUCAACAAUGAGAGACAUCGAUCCACGGAAAUUCCAGGCUAACGGAGGGUGAGAUGGUAUGGUAAGGUGUCAUUGCUUUCCGAGUUGGGAGGGAGGCCGUGAUCUGGGCCGUUGAAAGGGAGGGAGGCGAAUCGGAAGGAGGUGGUUGGAGGGAGGGUAGACUGAAGGUUUUUUACAUUGAGUGGGGUGCUUACGAGGGUGACGGUGUAGCGAUUUAGGUGAUCUAGAUGUGCAGCGAAUGCGAGGAAGGGAAUGAAAUGGCCUUGGCCCAUAUAAGGGAAGAGGAUUACGCGUUGUAUUUCGGCCAUUGAAGAAGGGAAGUCGCAGAGGUUUCUGUUGCUGUUUGGGAGGAUAAGUUCUUGGCGCUUCAAGAUUUAUGCUUAUGAUAGGUUACCCCAAUAGAAUUUCUACUGCCUUUUGUCUUUAAUGAGGCAGCUUUUGAGGUGUACAGUGAAGUGUGAACUGACAUUGAGGUGUACUAACAAGCUAACGAGAAAAAAAAUAGAAAGAGAAAAAAAAGAGGCAGCUUUUUAAAAAAAUGUUACCGGAACAUAAAUAAAUUUCAUAUCAAUUGGAUUUUU
Messenger RNA from Magnolia sinica, 1897 nucleotides. Its product is annotated as hydroxyethylthiazole kinase. The transcript is spliced from 3 exons. The record is from RefSeq and is a predicted model, not a curated record. Gene Ontology annotation, biological process: thiamine biosynthetic process. The coding region runs from base 257 to 1141 and encodes 294 amino acids. Gene Ontology annotation, molecular function: magnesium ion binding; hydroxyethylthiazole kinase activity; ATP binding. Lineage: Eukaryota; Viridiplantae; Streptophyta; Magnoliopsida; Magnoliales; Magnoliaceae.